Cylas formicarius (sweet potato weevil) is the source of this 2355-nucleotide messenger RNA. RefSeq lists its product as uncharacterized. Gene Ontology annotation, biological process: positive regulation of transcription by RNA polymerase III; snRNA transcription by RNA polymerase II; snRNA transcription by RNA polymerase III. NCBI's taxonomy places the organism in Eukaryota, Metazoa, Arthropoda, Insecta, Coleoptera, Brentidae. The record is from RefSeq and is a predicted model, not a curated record. Bases 524 to 2353 code for a protein of 609 amino acids. The transcript has 11 exons. Gene Ontology annotation, cellular component: transcription elongation factor complex.
GUUUAACCUCCGUUCGCUCCCGACAGAAUCCCUUGUAUUCGUCCUCAAAAGUUUGAUAUCGGUUUCCACUGUGUGGACUUAGUGUUGUUAGUGUUCAGUGCAUGUUUUAAAGUUAUAAUCGUCGUCGGCCCCGUCGUAUUUCCCCGUUCACGCCGGUAUGGAGGCCGGAUGGGCCCGGAUGGUCCGCGGUGGAAGCGGGGGGUGUCGGUUUUUUUUGGUAUCGGUCAAAUUUGUUUUUUUGCUAGUUGAGCAAAUAUUGAUUAUAUGUCUUCUUUGUACGUGUUGGUUAAUGACCAAAAGCGAAGAUCCUCGACGGAAGUCGGCAAUGGGCGAAUUGAUCCUAGCAGUCGAGCCCAACAUUUUUUUGUGAAACGCAUACUUGAACUUGAACUUGACCUUCUAUGCAUGUAACUUUUAUCUUUUUAUCUAUGGUCGUUCAAAGAAUAAGAUAGGAGAUGGACAAAAGAAGAAGAAAUUGAAAGGUUAAUUUGUUAUAAAUAAUAAUAUAGUGGUAUAUUUACAAAUGGAUGAAUUUUUGAAGUUGUCUUGGCGCACGAAACAAAUUUCUGACCUUGAACCGCAACGAGUGUUCAUUACUGAAGAAGUUAUAUCCAAAUCCUUAAUUUACAAAUCGUUUCACGAUAAAAGGUUAUUUAAAAUUAAUAAAAGAAAGCAAAUAUUUGAUGAUAGCAUUUAUUUUCCUGGUGGAAAUUUUGGAAUAAAUACAACCAUCAAAUCUUUAUUAGACGAAUGGAGCCAGGAACAGUGUUUAAAAGCUCUAAAGCUUUUACACAAUGGAAAGGAUCCUUCCAGUUUUACUACAAGCGAACAGUUUUUUAUAAACGUUUUUAAUAAGCUGAAACCAAAAAUUAUCCAGGAAAAUGCAAAGUAUGAAACACAUGUUUUGAAUGAAUGGAACCAGAAGGAUAAAGCGAAAUUAUUAAGGAUAAAACCUGCUAUAAUAUUAUUUGGCAAACAAUGUUGGGAAAUGAGGUGGAAAAACUUAGGGCUAUAUCCAAGAUUUUAUAAUGAAAAAUGUUCAUUUAAUAUGAAGUUCAACGAAAAUGAAAAUAUUAUAGAUUUUACAUGUACUCACAAUGUUUUGGAAAUGGGAACACUGGCAAGGUUUAGUCAUCCCGAUUUAAGAAGUCCUUGUCGCCUCCAAAAGGCUAAUUUACCAAAUUUAGAAGACAAUCACCAUUUUAAUUCAAAACUCCCAGUUAGUCGUGAUGAAAAUAUAAUGAACUUGCUGCAACAAUUUGAGGUGGACAUUGUUAUCUCUUUCAGCGCGUUAAAAUGUAUAACAGAUAGUUCCGAUUUGAAGAACAAAUGGUUGAUUCCAAUUGUAGUUAAGAAAAUUAAAAUCCAACGAGAAAAUGAGCCAGAGAGAUCGAAAAAAAUAGUGUUUCUGGAUAAACGGUGUUCCUAUACGGAAACAUCAAACGUUGAUUUUGCACAUCUUAGUUUCAAAAGAUUGAUUAGAACAAAUUUUUGUCAGUUUGAAGCUUUCAAGUAUGAUAAACAAGAGACUUCAGUAUCAACUUCAGAAGAAACUAGAAAUAAAUCUUCAACAGUUAAUGAAAAUGCUGACGAAGCUUUUAGAGAAAAAAAUUGCAACAAAAUUCAUCAUAAUGCAACUUACAGGAUUUGGAACAUAAAGAAAACUGAUUGCCAAAAUAAUCUAAUGAAAAACAAAUCCAAAUCCCUGGAAAUUAAUGUACUCGUACGAAGUAAACUUGAUGCCUGUGAGUGCAACGAAAAUAAUACUCUCCAACCUGUCAUCUUAUAUCCUAAAUUGGAAAUGCAGUUAAAUUUUGGUGCAAAUAUACCAUCAAAAUCGGAAUUGGCACGAGAGUGGACAUCCUUGUUUUUCACUCCAUAUUCAAAUUUAUAUAGAGUUAGAAUAUCGCCUCUCACAAAUGAAGUUAUAUGCGUGGAAAGGUGUACAAUUCAAAAAGUUGUCACAGAAGCUCAGACUCAUUAUAAUUACAAACCACACCUAGGUUUAGGUAUUUUGCAAAAGGUUUUUGAAAAAUUGCAGAUGUUGGAACCCGGAAACUAUUUACUGCAACAUCUCCCUAAGCAUGAAGCAUUUGUUGCUGUAUUAAAGGAGUGCCAAGAAAGUGGGGGAGAUAGAUUUGAUCUGCAUAGCGAACAAGAGAAAAUUGUUACAGACUCUCUUCCCAAAGACUGGCUUCCAAUCGACGUCAAUUUUGUAUUGCCAUCGUUUGAUAUAGCAAGAAGAAUGCCUGGAAUGUUUUCACCAAGGAAAAAAUUUAAUAAAGUUAAGAAAAAGAAAAAAGGGAAAAAACUCAAAUCCACCAAGGGUAAAGCGAAAAAGAGCAAACAAUAAUU